CCCUCAAAAUAGAAUAGUUAUAGUCGAAUGUGUAUAUGUACACCUAAAAUCAGUCACAUUUCUUAAAACAAAUUUACUAUUGAAUUUGAAAAUCUUUACGACAACAGAAAUAAAUUUACAUAUGGGUUAAACUUUAAUAAACAACAAAACUUUACAUUAUUCUUAUGAAAAUCAAUAAAUAUUUUACUGCAUUUUUCAACAUUCAGAAAAAUAUAUAAACAAUCAAUAUUGUCUACUUAUCCUUUAAUGUUUCCCGCCUUUUAUAGUUAAAAAACGCUAGAUUUGCAAAAAAUCUUAAAAUUGUCCACAUUGUAGAGCAGUGUUUUCUUUUAUAAAGUUUGUUGCGGUUUUUAUUUUUCUAUAUUUGUGUUUUUGUGUAAUUAAAUAAAAAUUCAAUAAAAGAUUGUAGAAUUACAAAAAGAUGACUACAUAGUUCUAUUAUGCAUAUGGCUGUGCAACAUUGUACAAUAUUAUAAUUUAAUUAAAAGUUAAAAACAAUAACUACUCACAUACAAGGUAUAUAUAGGUAUAUAUUUUAAUAACAAUGCAGUAAACAUCAUUUAAAAGUCAGUUGUAUUGAUUGGGAUGAUUAUUACAUAGAGUUCUCCUUAUACUUAUGAUUCACGAUACAAUAAACCAGAGACAGCAAGUGGAUGAGAAAGAUUGAAAAUAAAAUCUUUUUAUAAUGGCCUCUAAAACAACAUCAUACGCUUCAUCAUCAUCGCAAUCAGUGGUUACACCGAAGGAAUUGUUGUUAGUUUUGAGUAUUUUAAAUGAAAAACAGAAACUAAAACAUAAACAACAAACGGAGAAGGAGAUGCAACAGCAGCAGCUGCAGUAUCAACACCUCCACUAUCAUCACCAACACCAUGAGCUGCAGGAACAUAAACAACAACAGCUGCAGGAAAGUAAAUGGAAAGGCAAGCUGGAGGAGUCUCUGCAACUUAUGGAAUUGAGCCAAAUUGAGUUGAUAUAUCGUGCUGAGGGUAAUGCAAAUUUGGUGCUUGCAUUGCCGCAAUUUAAAAAAGUUUUACGUUUGCCAAAAAUUUACAAACAACACGAACAAAAGCAACUGGAACAAGAACCACAAUACCAGGAGACCGAAUGUAACCAAGGGCUCUCGCAACAACACCAACAUGCACAGGAGCAACAAAAGCAGCAGAAUGAAAUGAACCAGCAGGAGCCAAACAAGAUUUCAACUACCGGCCAGCAGCAAAAUAAAAACGACGCUGUUGGAAUCUUGACAAUGGACCAUUAUGUGGCUUAUAUUAGUAUCAUACGUUGUCUUGUGGGAAAUGAGUUUGUAUUUGAAGCGGAUAUUGUUGCAGUGCCAAAUCCCAUUGACAGACACUGGAUAAAUGAGCACAUUAAGCCUUAUAGGCCAGCUAAUCGCUUGGAUAAAGAAUUUGGUGGCCAUUUCGGUUUGUUACUACCAGAUGCUACCCAACUGCCUGCAGAGUUCGAUAUUUUAUGUUCCAACUUACAGCGUAAAAAACAGCCAGCAACAGAAACAACGGUUACAAAAACAUCACAAUGUAGCAACAGCAUCAGCAUUAAUAACAGUCGCAACAUAAGCAACAAUAUAUUCGGUUCAGAUACUUUCGCCAUUGAAAUAAAACCAAAACAAGGUUGGCUGUUGCCAAACGAUGUUAACAAUUUAUUUGAUAUAAAGCCAAAAAAAACACAAACAAUAAGAGCAGCACAACCACCAAGUUUAAGUGAAACAACAACAUCAAAAGCGGCUGUUGCAACAACAGUACCAACAGCGGCACCAGCAAAGGCAUUAAAAUCAUCAACAGACAGUGGAUGUUUUACUACCACUCAAACUGAGCCAUCACGAACAAUAAUGGCAGCAACAACAACACCACCAGUAAUAUCACAACAAGCGGAGGCAAUGACCAGUCGUUGUUGUAACAACAGUACAAGUGGCACAACAAGAAAUGACAAAAUAUCACAUUCAUUAUACGACAGGGUGGAUACCAGGUGUCGUUAUUGUUGUAUGCAGUUUUUAAAGAUAAAACAACAAAAAAUAUAUAAACGUAAUCAAUAUUGUCCAAUUGAUUUGUUUUCUGGAAAUACGGAGCAAAUGUUAUUCGCGCUUCAAUCCCUUUUCGAGUGUCCUCAAAAUAAUUUGCGUAUUUUUAGAAACGGCAACAUUGUGUUUGAUGACCAAAUAAGUAGAACGUCUAAAAUUAAUGAACUAUUUUCAAGUGACAAACUACAGCUUAUAAAACAUUUGCUGGUAACGUGUCUGUUGAGGGAAUACGAGGGGAAAGUAGAAGCAAAAUUCGGUGAAAUAAAGCAAACGAACAAAGAGACCAAACAAGAGCAAAUACAUACAAGUACUGCAUCAGUUGCUGCUGUUAAGGAAGGAGAAGCAGAUGGAGAUGAAUAUGGCGCUGGUAUUUGUGCUGGCGUUGUUGUUGGUCAACCACAGUUAAGUGUAACUUCAUGCAAAAAACAAAAACUCAACACAAUGCCAAAAACAACAGUAGCAGCAAGUAGCACUACACUAACGGAAACGGAAGUGACUAAAGUUAAAUCAACAUUGACUUCAGCAAAACCCAUCUUUACAAUGGACACUACUUCAACGUCCUCCUUCGACUACAGCACUCGGUGUCUAGAGCAAAUCAACAAAGCGGAAGUGACCUGCUUACCAAAGAAUUGUGUCUUGCAAAAAAUUUUACAUUUACAAUCGUUGGCCAAGAUUAAUCUUCAAUUUAUGCUUGACCAUGAAUAUGCUGAUAAAAAAGGAAAAACAUACAACAUCAUAUGCAAACUACUUGAAAAAUUUGCUAAAAAUCACAACGAGCUGACACUUUGCCAAUUAUCUCCGGAGGAACAAUACAUUUUAGGUGCCACUGCUUUGGAUUGUUCCAUAAUGAUAACAUUUUGUGAAAUUGAAAAUGACGAAUACCCUAAAGAAAGUUUAAUUGACAGUCCUCAUGUUGUGUCGAUAUUCGGUAAGAGAUUUUUAACAAAAGUCACUCUAUUGGAUUUGGACCCGAAACCAGAUGCACACUUUAACAAAUACUGUUCACAAACCAAACAAAUAACCGAUGCAAUGAAUGAUCUAUAAUCACAGGUGUAUGUGUAAAUGAAAAGGAUAAAAGCUGCUUAGCUCAGUUAUCAGCACGCGUUAAUACAAAAGACUUCAAAUAUACCACAAACAAUACCAACACAGAUCAUUGUGUUGGAAACAACACAUUUGCCUCAAAUGCAGGGAUUUAGAAACAAACUCUCUCGCUCUCUUGGAUGACAAAGGAUAUUUUAUUUCCAACAACAUUUAAGCUAAAUAAGAAAUAAAUGUGGCUCCGCCUUGUUGAAUAUGAGUGUAUGUAUGGAGGUAAAAAACACCAGCAACAACAACAUGACCAACCAACCUCUUCUCUUUCAUUCUUCAAACAUCCACCAAAACGAGUUUCCAAUUUGAAUUUGUGUAUCAACAUUUCCCCUGCCGCAAAUACUGUUUUGUAUGGAAGGUAGCAAACAUAACAAGCGUUUCUUUAUUAGAGGUACGUUACGUGUUGGCUUCUGUGCUAGAAUUUUUGGGCUUUCAUGUUUAUUGCUACCUUUGCUUUAAGACAGAAAGUACUUUACGCGGUUUUGGCGCUUGGAGUUAAACGGAUUUAACGCGUUUUAACUAAUGCUAAAUAAAUAUCAAACAGCACAAAAUCAAUUCAAUUAAGUAUUAAGCGGUUGAAUAAUUUUCAUAUUAAAAUAAUAAAGUAGUUUCAAGUGACAACUUUAAAU
Molecule: messenger RNA, 3753 nt
Organism: Lucilia cuprina (Australian sheep blowfly)
Lineage: Eukaryota; Metazoa; Arthropoda; Insecta; Diptera; Calliphoridae
Gene: Ipk1
Product: inositol-pentakisphosphate 2-kinase
Exons: 12
Coding region: 686-3079 (797 amino acids)
Biological process (GO): inositol phosphate biosynthetic process
Cellular component (GO): nucleus
Molecular function (GO): inositol-1,3,4,5,6-pentakisphosphate 2-kinase activity; ATP binding
Source: RefSeq, a predicted model, not a curated record